Molecule: messenger RNA, 2199 nt
Organism: Drosophila ananassae
Lineage: Eukaryota; Metazoa; Arthropoda; Insecta; Diptera; Drosophilidae
Gene: ZnT41F
Product: zinc transporter 2
Exons: 10
Coding region: 362-1885 (507 amino acids)
Biological process (GO): zinc ion transmembrane transport; response to zinc ion
Cellular component (GO): plasma membrane
Molecular function (GO): zinc ion transmembrane transporter activity
Source: RefSeq, a predicted model, not a curated record
UAUGGUAUCACUAAUCCUACACUGCCCGAAGUUCCCUUCAAUUCAUAUUCAAACGAUCAGUCGGCGCGACAGGGCGUAAUCGUAGCUCCGUAACAACGCGUUUUAUCAAUGCGGUUGAUUAGUUUGGCGAUGCGGAGCGUGUAAACACCCCGGAUCCGGCUAUCCGGAAAAGUACCCGGAGUGAAAACCUCAACUACAACUACCCUAGAUGUUUCACGCAUAAGGCGGACCGACAUAUGCCUGCUAGUUAUGGUCACAAAAUCAGCAGCCGCUUCCUUCAACCCACAAACCCACACAAUAUUUGAAUUAAUCAAAGUCAUAAUUUAAAAAUAAAAGGCGUGGCGAGACAGAUUUGAAGAACAUGUCCAAGUACCAAAAACUCGACGGAGGCCGUCCGCCAACCACUCACGAAGAUGACUUCGAUUGCUUUGAUAACGAUAAUUCUGAAAAUCGAUCCCCUCGCGCGCCGAACAAUUACCACAAAUACAGUAAUGACGAUAAUACGGUCAACAACAACAGUAUCAACAUGGUAACAAUAGUUCCAAGAGCAGUCGGACACUCGGAUGAACAGACCUGGGAAGUGCCACUGCUGGUUGAUAAUAAUCAGGGCUGUGAAAAUGAGUUAAUGGAAUUAGACAUGGAACGUGUGACUUUACCGAUAUCAAGAACGGAACAUGGGAGUUUUAAGUGUCAAUAUCUACAGAGGGGGUUCGAUCCAGAUGUAAAGAGCAAAUCCAGUCAGGAGGCAAAGACAAAGAUUCUGGUCGCAAUUUUGUUAUGUUCUAUAUUCAUGAUCAUAGAAUUCCUUGGCGGCCUCGCGGCCGGAAGCCUGGCCAUCAUGACGGAUGCAGCCCAUUUGGCGUCUGAUUGCAUUAGUUUCGUCAUCGGUCUGGUCGCUGUUUGGGUAAGCGACCGGCCACCGGAUAAGCGCAUGUCCUUUGGUUACAAACGCUUCGAAGUUCUGGGCGCUCUUAUUUCGAUACUUGGAAUUUGGCUUCUGACCACUUUUCUCGUAGUGGUGGCAAUUCAGCGAAUCAUAUCUCAAGACUUCGACUUAAACAUCAAUGUGAUGAUGACAAUAUCUGGGAUUGGAAUCGCUAUUAAUAUUGUAAUGAUAUUUGUUUUACACGGAUCGUGGUUCAUGGGCGGUCACGGCCACAGUCAUAGUCCUGGGCAUGGGCACGGACACAGUCAUAAUUCUGGUCCUGGAACAAAUCAUGGCCACAGUCAUAGCCACACUCGGAGUGACUCCCAAUCGAACUUUUAUCCUCUUGCCCCGACAGGUAGCGAGAGCUCUUUGAUAACAGCUGUCGGCGAGGCUUCCGAUAUUUCUAAUGAAUUGCCUCACAAUGAACGUUUUUUUAAUCAAAGUGAUUCAAAACCAUUGAUGUCGGACGGGACACCUUGCUUGUCAGUUAAACCGCAUCUUGCCAACGAAGAGAAGAAUUUAAACUUACGUGCGGCCAUGAUUCAUGUCAUCGGCGAUUUGGUGCAGAGCUUGGGCGUCUUUUUUGCAGCCGUUUUAAUUAAAUUUUUCCCGAGUGCAAAGUAUUUUGAUCCCCUUUGUACGCUCCUCUUCUCGGUUAUUGUGAUUAUGACCACAUUGCAGCUGUUUCGGGAAUCAAUGGUCAUUCUUCUAGACGCCGUGCCCCCAAACUUUUGCAUUAAAAGUCUCGAACGCGAUCUGAGCAAUAUUGAGGGCGUUAGGUCGGUUCAUCAUGUAAAUGUUUGGCAACACACUAGCAAUCACAUUGUUAUGAUGGCGCAUCUUGUCACCGAUGUACAAUGUGACAACGAAGUGAUGCGAGCGGCCAAAAGACUUGUCUACGGUCACCCAUACAACGUGCGGCAUGCAACCAUCCAAAUUGAACGACCACCUACGUAAUCGGCCAAAGAGAUUAUUAUCCACAUCAUAAAGUUCCGAACUGCCGCACGCUAAAUUAUUUUGUGAUUUUCUAUUAUUUAAGCAUUUAGAAAGCCAUUUCAUGGCAAUUAUUAUUAGGAUUUAGUUUCAAUUAAAGCCAAAGAAUGAGUGAAAAAUUGGUCCAACAAAUGUGGUGUAUGCUACUUGCAGCACAGAUACUGAGACUCAAAAAAUUUAGUGUUCCUAAAAAAAUUGUUUCAUUUUGUUAUCUUGAUGUUAUAUUCGAAAUUUUCGAUAAAAAAAUAUAAAUAAAGAUUAUUCCAAAGAUUUUUUAA